Messenger RNA from Drosophila navojoa, 652 nucleotides. Its product is annotated as pre-rRNA-processing protein TSR2 homolog. The record is from RefSeq and is a predicted model, not a curated record. Lineage: Eukaryota; Metazoa; Arthropoda; Insecta; Diptera; Drosophilidae.
AUCUAUUUACAAUUGCACAGCACUGGUAUAGCACGCUAUGGCACAAACCGACUUCCAUAAGAAUUUUCGCUUAAUUGUUGAAAGGAUUUUCAACAAUUGGCAAAAUCUACGCUUGGCUGUAGAGCAUGGCAUGGGCGGACGCAAUGGCCAGCAGGUGGCCAUACAAAUAAUGGACUACACAUAUGAGUACUGUGUGGGUAACGAGAAUAUAACGCAGGGUGAACUGCAGGAGGUGAUCGAAGAGCUAAUGGAUCAGGAAUUCAACACAUUAUGCGACGAUCAUUCCAUACCCGAAAUAUGCCAAAAUCUAUUGCGGUAUAAGCAAAUGGCAAUGGCCUCCCAAUACCCGCAGAUUGAAAUGGAGCUUAGCAAAUUACCACAAGGCAAGGAUUGGCUGCGUCCCGAUGUCAAAAUUACAUACACACCCAUAGACGACUCAUCGUCUGAUGAGGAUAUGGAAGACGAUGACGAAAGUGCCGAGGAUCCCAUGAAUGCAGCAGACAGCGACGAAGAGGCCGGCACAAGCAGUGGGCGGGUAACCCGUUCUCAGACACGCAAACAGCAAGCGGAACAGUUUGUGGAGCCAGAGGAAGGCUGGACGACAGUGCGUCGCAAGUGAAAAUAAUAUAAAAAGCAAAUUUGUUAGUUGUAG